Messenger RNA from Harpia harpyja (harpy eagle), 2869 nucleotides. RefSeq names its product hydroxy-delta-5-steroid dehydrogenase, 3 beta- and steroid delta-isomerase 1 (gene HSD3B1). The record is from RefSeq and is a predicted model, not a curated record. Gene Ontology annotation, molecular function: 3-beta-hydroxy-Delta5-steroid dehydrogenase (NAD+) activity. Gene Ontology annotation, biological process: steroid biosynthetic process. The coding region runs from base 265 to 1398 and encodes 377 amino acids. The transcript has 4 exons. Lineage: Eukaryota; Metazoa; Chordata; Aves; Accipitriformes; Accipitridae.
GGUGGAACCAAGGAUUGAGGCAGACUUUUGUGGGGUUUGUUUGGCUUUGAUGUAGAGCAUUUUCAGAUUUGUUAAUUUCUUAGUUUGUAAUUGUUUGUGAAGAGUUUUUUUCUUUGCAUGGAAAAAAUGCAUAGGCUACUUCUGAAUAGGAAUAGCUAGCAAAAGUAAGACAUGCUUUAAAAAUUGUUGUUUAAUGCAGGAGGUGAACCGGCCGCUCUAAGCUCAAGAAACAGCCAGUUCGCCACCGAAGAGCAACCCAGAGCAAUGUCCCUGGCUGGGGUAAGCUGCCUGGUGACAGGAGCAGGAGGAUUUCUUGGUCAAAGGAUUGUCCGCUUGCUGUUGGAAGAAGAGGAGGCACUGGCUGAGAUCCGACUGCUAGACAAAACCUUUAGCAAUGAAGCCCUUGGGAGAUUUGGAAUGUUCCAGGGUAAGACAGCAGUGAAAAUCCUGGAAGGGGACAUCCGAGAUGUGACGUUGCUGCACCGUGCCUGUCAGGGGGUCUCCGUUGUCAUCCACACGGCUUCCAUCAUUGACACCUUGGGCCUCAUAGAGAAGCAGCUGCUCUGGGAAGUCAAUGUAACAGGUACUCAGCUACUGCUGGAGGCAUGUGUCCAUUGUAACGUCCAGCACUUCAUAUAUACCAGUACCAUAGAAGUGACAGGCCCAAACUGCAAAGGUGACCCAAUUUUCAAUGGUGAUGAAGAUACAGCUUAUGAGAGUAUAUCAAAAUCUCCUUAUGCCCAGAGUAAGAGACUGGCAGAGGAUUCUGUGCUGAAAGCAGAUGGCCAGGUGCUAAAGGAUGGUGGCACGCUGAUGACCUGCGCCCUGAGAUCCAUGUACAUUUUUGGAGAAGGUUGCCCGUUUCUUCAAGGUCAUCUGGAUAAGUGUCUGUUGAACAAAAAUGUCUACCUGCGCUUCUCCAGAAAGGAGGCUUUCGUGAACCCCGUGUACGUGGGGAACAUCGCCUGGGCACAUGUGCAGGCAGCCAAAGCCCUGCAAGUCCCGCAGAAAGCCAAGCACAUCAGGGGGCAGUUCUACUACAUCUCAGAUGACACUCCUUAUAUGAGCUACGCAGAUCUAAAUUACGAGCUGACCAGGGACCUGGGGUUUGGAAUCGAGCCCCGGCUCCCCAUGCCUCUGACAAUGUUGUAUUACUUCUCGCUACUGCUGGAGAUUGUGAGCUUCUUGCUCCGGCCCUUUGUCAGAUACAUCCCCUCCACCAACCGUCACCUGGUCACUCUAUUGAACACCCCAUUCACCUUCUCUUAUAGAAAAGCACAGAAGGAUUUUGGCUACAUGCCUCGCUACACGUGGGAAGAGGCCAAGCAGUGCACUGCUCAGUGGAUUGCCUCCAUGGUCCCACAGAGAAGGGAGUACUUGAAAAGCAAGGCUGCCUAAGUCUUAAGAGGAGCUGAGACCUGGCUAAACAAGUAGGGCCUUGAGCCAGAGGAGAGCUGGGUGAACAGCAGCAGCAGCAAACCACAAAGCAUUUAAAUGAAGACUUUGUGUAACAGCCCCCUCAUCCCCCCCACCCUCCCUGCCCCAACCUAGAAUAAGUAAAAGUGAAAUGUUAAUUUGUUUGUUGAGUACAGGCUGAUCAGGGUAACUUUCCUGUAUAGUCCACAUCCACUUCUACAUCUUGGGCAGCACAAAGACAUUAUUUUAGUAAGACUCCACACAGUCCACAGUGUGAAUACAUCAGCCUUUCUUUUCACUCCACGCCACCUUUAAGGCUUUUGUAAAGCACAGUUCGUCCUAGAACUAUGAUUAAAAUUUAUAAAUAUAUACUACUCAGCCAUACCCUACUCACUCAGCUCUUGCCAGCCUUACCGAACACACAGCAGGUAGAAGCCACCUGAUUGCAAAAGCUGUUACAGAUCUUGCUCACUUUUUCAGAGCAUUGCCCAGUUUCCUGUGCCAUUCACCUGACAGUCAAACUUUAGAGCAAAUUUGGGCACUGUAAGCAUUAUGAAGCCAAAAGCACAAUGUAAGUGCAACAUAGUUUUACUUAGGACAGUUUGUGGAAGGAGAAGGGGGAGAUUUGCUCAUGUGAAGACUUCCUCAUCCAUUCUCAUUUUCCUAGUUACCAAUUUUGCAAUAAAUCUGAUGGCUGCCCAGCAGAACAACAGCUUCAACAAGAUGAAACAGAGAAAAAUAUUGCAGGACAGCCUUGGUCACUGAAGAGUUUCCAUUGCAGAGUCAAGACAUUUGUGAACACUGAGGAAAAAUAAACAGUGCUGAAAAAAAUCAUGCUAUUUCCAGGUUACAGCUGGGAACAAAGGCUAACUUUAACUGAUAGAUGCAUAUGUGCUGUCCCUGGCUUUUCUGAUGGCCACGUGAGUUUCUGCAGAAUGUGUAACUUGACUUUCAGGCUAAAAAUGUAGAACUUGUCUGAACAAAUACAUGCGAUCCAGUGUUUGCUUCUUAAACAUACAGCUUGCUGAAAACAGCUCUAAAAGAUGGGAAUAUCUGUGUUCUAUUCAGGAUGGUGCGAACAGAAACAUUUUACCUGACUCAGUACUAAUGUAAAUAAAUCACAUUUCCAGAGAUGCUGGCAGCUUAAAGUCUGUGCUGAGUUUAAUUAUUCAGUGCCCUAGACAUUAUAUAGUCCCAGUGCAAGUAUUACCAUUUUCUUUAGUAACAUCUUAGGUUAAGUAUGUAAGAUCUGAAGCGGUAGAAUACCAGCCGUCAGCACUUCCAGUCAUAUUCUGGGGACACAGAAAUAAGUUUUCCAGGCUCCCACUGAAGGCUUUGUAAACACUCAGCAAACUAGUGCUGCGGAUGUUAUUUGAAUGCCAUCGCUUCACAGAUAACCAUGUCAACAUCUCCACCUUUCUCCACUGAGCCAGCAGUACUCUUAAGACCUCCA